CAGCCCAGGACGACAAGAUGCCGGGAGGUGAGGAGUGUGAGCCCCACUCCCAGCCGUGGCAAGUGGCCUUAUUUGAGCGUGGGCGCUUCAACUGCGGUGCUUCUCUCAUUUCCGCACACUGGGUGCUGUCUGCAGCCCACUGCCAAACCCGCUUCCUGAGAGUGCGCCUGGGCGAGCACAACCUGCGCAAGCGCGAUGGCCCCGAGCAGCUGCGGACGGUGGCUCGCAUCCUCCCGCACCCGGGCUACGAAGCACGCAGGCAUCCCCACGACAUCAUGCUGCUCCGUCUAACCCGGCCCGCGCGCCUGUCCCCGCAAGUGUGCCCCGUGGCGCUGCCCACGCGUUGCCCCCAACCGGGUGAGGCCUGCGUGGUGUCUGGCUGGGGCCUGGUGUCUGAUGACAAGCCUGGGACCAAAGGGAGCACAGAGUCACAAGUGAGUCUCCCGGAUACGCUGCAUUGUGCCAACAUCAGUGUUAUCCCGGCCACAUCUUGUAACAAGGACUACCCGGGGCGCCUGAUGGCCUCUAUGGUGUGUGCAGGAGUAGAGGGCGGAGGCAUGGAUUCCUGUGAGGGUGACUCCGGGGGACCCCUAGUCUGUGGGGGAGUCCUGCAGGGCAUUGUGUCCUGGGGUGAUGUCCCCUGUGAUGCUACAAUGAAGCCUGGAGUCUAUACCAAAGUCUGCAGCUACUUGGAGUGGAUUAAGGAAACCAUGAAGAAGAACUGA
This is a messenger RNA of Leptonychotes weddellii (Weddell seal), 725 nucleotides long. The record is from RefSeq and is a predicted model, not a curated record. Lineage: Eukaryota; Metazoa; Chordata; Mammalia; Carnivora; Phocidae.